GUCCGAAGCAUGUCUUCAGCCAAAAAGAACAACUGAUGCUUUCGAUCCCAUCUGCAAGGGAAACUUUCCCGCCAUGAAAGCAUCCAGUGUCAAGGCAAGCAAGCAUUCAGUGCUGCCUCCCAUUAUCCCCGAGAAUGAGAAGAAAUUCCUGGAAAGCAUCCAGAGUUACAUAAUUUCAGAAAUUGAGAAAGUGGGCUGUACUGAGCAAGGCCCAGCUGAGGAGUAUUACGUUAUAUACAAAAAUGUGUUUGAAAUGAUCAUAGAGCAUGUCAACGCGUACAAGAACAUCCUGACCACAAUCAAGCAGGAAUACGAUGCUUUUAUAGAAGCGCUGAAGAAGGGCCAACAGAAUGCUUUUCACCUUCAUGGGAAAUUAAAAAUGUUAGCGUGUGAACCUUCCACUCUUAUGUAUUACAAGAAGAGAAUUAGUGAACUGGAAGCGAAGAUAAAAAAGAUUGAGAAGAAUUCUUCAAGAAUUGAGAACUUGAUACGUAAAAUGAGAUCUUUAAGGGAGACAUUUUCACCAAAACAAAUUCAACCCCCAGCUAAGAAAAUCAACCCAGCUCAGUUGAUUCCAGGCCUCAGCUUGGAAGAUUCUCUUGACAUUGAUGCUCUUUCACACCAUCUUGCUCGUCUGCAAAGGAGAGUGAAGGACCUGAGAGAAGACAUGCUGACAAAAUACGUCCCUCUGGAGAACACAGCUGUUCUUGAAGAAAAACUGAACCGGGCACUUCAGCUGAGAAAUGCGGCUGAAAAGGAGAAUGAACAUCUGAAAUUUUGCUAUUAUCGAUUGACGCAGUUUGCAAAUAUUGUGUCUAUCUGGGAAAAUUCAGACAGGAGCAUUGAACCCCUGCAGCAGCUUGUUGCUCAAAUGAUAGAAAAUGAGAAACUUGCACAAGGCACAAUUGUCUCCAGUGUCUCCAGUGUGUUUGAACGCGACCCUGCCAAAAGUCAAGAGGCUGAAGAUCUCAUUGAGUACAUUGAAAGGUUCAAUGAACUGUUUUCCCGGGGUCAGUAUGAAGCCGCAGCAAUAUACGCAGCAAACUGUCCAAGAAGAAUCCUCUGCAAUGAAGAAACCAUGGAGAAAUUUAGGGCUGUUGGCUGUGUUAAGGGGAAGACCCUGCCUCUGCUCAUGUACUGUGAAGCUCUCAUGAACGCAAGCAUCGCUUCUAAGCAUCCUCUUCCUGCAGACUUGACAACAGAAGUCAUCAAAUGUGCUUUGGCUGAGAAACGAUUGGAUUUGGUGAUGCACUGGUUGACCUUGCACAAGCUGGAAUUGUCUGAGGCGGCUGGUGAUGCAAUUUACAAUCAUGCAGAGGUGGAUAAGCAUAACAAGUCCCAAUACUUCGCUUUGGCUCAGAUUGCCUACAGUGCGUGCAAGGUACAUAAGAAAGCGGCCCUAUGCUUGUGCAGACAGGGACAGAUCUUUGGAGCUAUGGAUUACCUUCAUCAGUUUCAUCGUCUGCCCACAGAGGAUUAUAUCUUCCUGCUGAAGCAUUGUCCUGGGGCAGAACUCUUUGGUUGCCUGACUCAAGAAUGGAGAGGGAAGCCGGCCCUCCUGUCCUUUGGGGAAACCAUCCUCUCGCUCAUGUACACAGAGCACAAAAUGCACUGCAUAUGGUUGUUGGAGGAGGUCGCCAAGGAAGGCAAAGAAGUGCUAGCUCAAAUGAUUGUAACAGACACAGUCUGCACUGUGGAGGAAUGGAACGAGAUUGCUGAAAUGUGCCUUGAGAACAAGAAGGAAAAAUUAUUCAAUCUUAUAAUCUCAGUCCUCGCCAACCAGGAAGGAGUGGUUAAAAUUCCCGAUGACGAUCAAGAGGAUGCCAAGUUAAUGGAGCACGUUUUCUUGUAAUUUCCCAUUGAAGCGCAAGGUGGUGCCCUUUGCCCUGGAAGUAACUUCAAACUAUGACUGUUCUUUCCAUUGAAAGAAAUUAACAUGUUUAAUAAGUGUGUACUUGCUGUUAUAUGAUAGUAAUUUCCAUCCAUGCAUUAUGUAGCCAUUAUUACACUUGAAGCCUAAACCAACAGAGCAUUAAUAUUUGGUUACAGUUAUAAAAGUGCUGUUGUUUUUUUCUAUAAUCUUACUAAAGCACAUCUCCCUUUUUAUUUUGCUUUCAAUACUGUGGUUUUUUUUUCUUGAAAUACUUCCUUUUUGCCCAGUUUUUCCUUUCCCUGAAAAUAAAAGUGUUUACUGUUUAAUUGAUUGCCAGGUUAAGACUGUUCCAAGCCUUGAGAUCUGAAGACCAAAUCUGAGAUCUCACGAUGUUACAAGGGGGCAGGCUCUGGAGAUGUCUUUAAGCAUGAUAAUAUUGAGUGUGAACCACACUUGUACAGGGUAUAUCCUUCAUAUUAAAAGAGCCAAUGGUGAAAAUAUUUAUACACAUACUUUUCAAGGCAGUGCUCCCAUCCUGAGAGCCCUCCUCUUUGCCCUGAAAACCAACAAAGGUCAGGGCAGGUUCUAGAGAUCUAGAACUAUAUUUUAGUAAUUGCUGUAAAAAUAGAAGUUAUCUCCAUUCCCUGGCAUAUGUGCACUUCAAUUCGAUAUAAUAAUUAAAAUAUUUUUGUCAGUGAUUGAGAAUUAUUGCUUUGUGGAGGAAGCUAUUUGGAGAAAUGUGGUGAGGGGAGGCGUGUAAUAAUUAAAAUUUGAUUCCAUACUA
Messenger RNA from Anolis carolinensis (green anole), 2657 nucleotides. RefSeq names its product clathrin heavy chain linker domain containing 1 (gene clhc1). The record is from RefSeq and is a predicted model, not a curated record. NCBI's taxonomy places the organism in Eukaryota, Metazoa, Chordata, Lepidosauria, Squamata, Anolidae. Bases 74 to 1852 code for a protein of 592 amino acids. The transcript is spliced from 11 exons.